Messenger RNA from Staurois parvus, 345 nucleotides. The record is from the annotation of a GenBank genome assembly. Lineage: Eukaryota; Metazoa; Chordata; Amphibia; Anura; Ranidae.
CUGAUAGAUGGCACUGACUGGCAUCACUGCUGGGUACUGACUGGCGGCACUGACUGGCACAACCGCUGGGCACUGACUGGCGGCACUGACUGGCAGCACUGCUGGGCUGCACUGGUGGGUGGCACUGGUGGGCAGCACUGGUGGGUGGGCACAGGUGGGUGGCACUGGUGGGCACAGAUGGGCGGAACUUGUGGGUGGCACUGCUGGGCACCAAUCAUCAGGGCACUGAUCAUCAGUGCCCUGAUGAUCGGUGCCGAUCCUCGCUCUGACAACUGCCGGUUCUCGGCAGUACUUUCCUCACGAUCUGACAGCGUGAGGAAAGUGCAGCCGAGAACCGGCACUUGC